AUGGACGUCUCGGUAGACUCGGAUAUCCUCAAGCAACUCAACACGGCUGAAGCCAAGGACCUGCACGACAUCAGCGACAGCUUGAGUGCGUGUGGUGUCGGCAAAAUCGUCAAUCUCCCUCAAAUCAUCGUCGUCGGGGAGCAGUCGGCAGGCAAGUCGUCGGUACUAGAGGCCAUCUCCCAUGUCCGCUUUCCUGUUCAAGGCGGUCUCUGUACUCGCUUUGCGACAGAGCUGGUCCUCCGUCAAGCACCCGAGACCCGUGUCGACGUCAGUGUGAGGUUUGCCGACGAAACAAAGAAGCCUCAAGCCUUUCAGAGAACCGGCUUCCGCGAGGAUGAUCUUCCAGAUAUCAUCAAAGAAGCCCAAGAAUGCAUGGGUUUUACUCGGGCUGGGAGGGACUUCUCCAAGGAUGUCCUACGCCUUGAAAUCCAAGGACCUGGCAUGUAUCCCUUGACGUUGGUCGAUCUUCCAGGCCUCUUCCACGCAGAAACUGAGACACAAUCUCUUGCUGGGAAGGAGACCGUUGAUCAGCUUGUUGAAUCCUACAUGAAACAGAAGAACAGCAUCAUUCUAGUGGUGGUCUCGGCAAACUCUCAGCUCGCUAGUCACGUGGCCCUCCGCAGAGUCAAAGAGAUGGACCCAAAGCGACAGCGCACCAUUGGCGUUAUUACCAAGCCGGACCUCACUCACCCUGGGCUCGACGAUGAGAAGACGUAUAUCAGGGUUGCCAGGAACCAGGAGAGCGCAAACAAACUUCAACUUGGCUGGCACGUCCUUCGCAACAGAUCGGAAAAGGAGGUCAGUUUGGAGGCCCGGGAUGAGGUCGAGGAGGAGUUCUUCAAGUCUGGUGCCUGGGCAACGAUUCCUGAGAACGACCGCGGCAUUGCAAACCUACGAAGGAAACUGAGUAAGGUCUUGUAUGACCACAUUCGCAACAGCCUUCCAAGUGUCGUCGAGGAUAUUGAGAACAGUCUCAGAGAACGACAGGAACAGCUCGACAGGCUUGGCAAGCCGAGGGCCGAUGACGCCGAAAAGAGGCUGUUCUUGGUCUCGAUCGCCGGCGAGUUCCAACGACUAGCAAGAGAUGGGAUCCACGGCCGUUACAACGAGCAUCGUUUCUUUGGAGAUUUGGAGGCCGAAGACCGUAAACUCCGUGCACAGCUGCGGAGCUUCAACCGCGCGUUUGAUUACAUCCUCAAGACCAAGGGAUCCAAACAGUUGAUCGUGGCGGAUGACCAGGAGACUCAACAGGAGGCCGAGUACCCUGACUAUCUCGAGGCCUUUUUGGGGCAAUAUGACUUUCCGGACCCAGAGAUGAUUACCGCGACAGAGCUAAACGCGCAGCUUGAGAAGCAUGCCGCAGCAAACCAGGGCCGAGAACUUCCAGGAUCAUCAAACCCGGAUCUUGCAAUUCAGCUCUUUAAGAGGCAGGCGACGCCAUGGAAAGAGAUUGCCGAGUGCCACAUCAGACAGGUCAUCGACAUUGCCAAGGCUUUUGUGGACGACCUAUUCAGCCAUGUCGCCGGACCACCAGGCAUCAACCGAACGACGGAGGCUAUCCUGACGACAUGCGUGGAUCCCUUCUUUGAAGAGAAGGAGAAGCUACUACAGGACAAACUGGAAGAACUCCUUCGACCCUAUGUUGAAGGCUAUGCCCUUCCUCCGGACGUGGAUUUCUAUGGCUCCCUGUCCCAAAGAGCCAUGAGCCGCUUUGCAAGUCAGCUUUGCGGUGCAUUGCAGGACCAACAUCCCGAGUUGUUCAACAAGGGUGCCCAGUUAGAGUUGAAGCCAUGGAUGAUCACUCGGGCCAUGGAACAAGAGGCUGAACAAGGUGAAUUUGGCACAGAAAAGGUCAUUGACAUGAUGCAGGCUUACUACGAGAUGUCUCGACGUACCUUUACCGACAAUGUCAUCAACCUGGCCAUCGAGAGCUGCCUCGUGUGUGACAUCCCCAAUAUUCUCACUCCAACAGAGGUCAACUGCAUGAGUGAUGAAAGGCUAUCUGAGUUGGCCGAUGAGUCAGAAAACACCGUUUCCCAGAGGGAAACACUCCGGGAAGAGGUCAAGAUCUUGAGCCAAGGUCUUGCGCUGUGUCGACGCUAUAGACCCAGGCCAUCCACGGUACGUCCUACACCUAAGGUGAAACUCUCAGCAUCGGCUCAGGGAAAGGUUCCUGCAGCAAAACCAGCGACCAAACCCGUGGCGGCUAUUGAACCGGCACCCAUCAGCACUUUGGUCUAUAACACAGGCCUGGAUGCUCUAAAGAAAGAGAUAGGUGCGGCAUUGGCGACAGACGCAAACCACACGAAUGAGCCCGCUCCCGCUGCCAAGUCCAACAAUAUUCUAGCCACCACGGCUGUUGCGCAAGCUCAGAAGCUUGGGAAUCCAGUCUCUUCGCUUUUCAGCCAGAGCACUAGCGCAGCUACAAAUGGAUCGGCUUCCAAACCUGUGACCUCGUCGCUUUUCAGCCAAAGCACCGGCUCAACUUCUGCAAGCCCGGCCACCAAGCCAACUGCUUCAGGUGGUGGACUUUUUGGUGGAAGUGCUAGCUCGUCGACCAAACCCGCAGUUCCGUUUUCUUCUGGUUUCGGCUCAGGUGGGCUCUUCGGCGGAGGUAGCAGCUCGGCGUCCAUACCUGCAACUUCAUCCCCUUCGGGUUUCGGCUCAGGCGGGCUUUUCGGCGGAGGUGCGGCCAAGCCAACAACUCCAGCCGCUUCGCCAAGUCGGCCUUUGGGGAUUGCCAAACCAAUCGAACGUACGCAGACCAGUCAAGAUAUAUCCCGUACGUCUUGA
Fusarium falciforme is the source of this 2793-nucleotide messenger RNA. RefSeq lists its product as hypothetical. Gene Ontology annotation, cellular component: cytoplasm; membrane; microtubule. The record is from RefSeq and is a predicted model, not a curated record. Bases 1 to 2793 code for a protein of 930 amino acids. Gene Ontology annotation, molecular function: GTP binding; GTPase activity; microtubule binding. Lineage: Eukaryota; Fungi; Ascomycota; Sordariomycetes; Hypocreales; Nectriaceae. The transcript has 4 exons.